UCAUUAUCAUGGAUAAUGUAUAUUUGCAAUAAUUCAAAUAAUUUAUAUUUUAAGGGGUCUCGUUGGACAUUACAAGGAACACUUAUGAAUGGCAAGAUAGAAUUUUUGAACUGGUCCAUCAAGCCUGAUCAAAUACAUUUAAUUAAUCCGUUAUUCGUUUUGAUAUUCAUACCACUUUUUAAUGGUGUAGUUUAUCCAAUUUUGUAUAAAAUUGGUAUAAAUACACCUUUAAAAAAAGUCACUCUAGGUGGAAUAUUUGCUGCAUCGUCGUUUGUAUGUUCUGCUGUCGUGCAGGAUAUUAUUAUUGGUCAUCCCUUAUUACUGCCAUCAAAUGAAGGUCAAUUAAGAAUAUACAAUAAUUUUGAUUGUCGUGUAGCCAUGUCCGUUUCUUUGGUUGGAAACUUCAGUAUUGAACCAUUAGAUGUACUUCAUAUUAAUUAUAGUUCAGCUGUAUUUAAUGAAACUGAUGUUCUAUCUAUAGACGUAAAUCCAAAGUGCCAAUUAAAAACGGGUACUUUGAAACAACGUGUUUUUAUAGUCAAAGGAAGGGUUUCAUCGUAUUUAUUAACAUCUAAAAAAAAUGAUGAUAUCGAAUUAAAAAAUUUAAACGAAUUGAGGAAAUUAAGGAGUGGAAAUUCAAAUCUCAGGAUUUCCUACAGUGAUAAUUUGUCCGGCAAAAGCAUUACAUUAAGGGAUACUAAUAAUAAAUUAUCUAAUGUUAAUAAUUUUCAAGCAGUGCUAUUAAACAAAAAUACAAACCAUGAAAUACCUGUUGGAACUUACAAUAUAUACCUAGACAAUGAACAGAUUUUAAAAAAGAUAGAUUUACUACCGGCUAGUGUUAAUGAGUUAAUAUUUCACCAACGUUUUAAUCAUACGAACGCCAAGUUAAUUACUUCAGAAAGUGGAAAAUAUAUACAUAUUCUAUGGCAAGUUCCUCAAACGCUUUUAAUUACAGUAGCUGAAGUAAUGAUCAUCGUUACAUUAUUGGAGUUUACGUUCACCCAAGCUCCAUUAAGUAUGAAGUCUUUUAUAUCUGCAGCCAAUUUAUGUACUCAGGCAGUUGGCAAUUUACUUAUCGUUAUUAUAUCUAAGAUGAGAUUGUUUGAGAAUCAAGUUCAUGAAUACAUUUUUUACGUAAUAUUAGUAGUUUUAGGUGUCAUAAUAUUUAUGUUGAUGACUGCCAAGUAUAAAUAUAAAUCUGUAACAGAUAAUCAAUCUAAAGAAUGAGCGAUAGUAUUUUAAAUAUUCAAAUAUAUUUACAAUAUUUAGCUGCCGCAACAUCAAAGAUCGACAUUUAAGGUAACCCAUCGAAA
This is a messenger RNA of Acyrthosiphon pisum (pea aphid), 1316 nucleotides long. Its product is annotated as peptide transporter family 1. The record is from RefSeq and is a predicted model, not a curated record. Lineage: Eukaryota; Metazoa; Arthropoda; Insecta; Hemiptera; Aphididae. The transcript is spliced from 8 exons. Gene Ontology annotation, molecular function: transmembrane transporter activity. Gene Ontology annotation, biological process: transmembrane transport. Bases 16 to 1230 code for a protein of 404 amino acids. Gene Ontology annotation, cellular component: membrane.